Molecule: messenger RNA, 1095 nt
Organism: Strongyloides ratti
Lineage: Eukaryota; Metazoa; Nematoda; Chromadorea; Rhabditida; Strongyloididae
Product: Chromo domain/shadow and MOZ/SAS-like protein domain and Acyl-CoA N-acyltransferase domain and Chromo domain-like and RNA binding activity-knot of a chromodomain-containing protein
Exons: 4
Coding region: 1-1095 (364 amino acids)
Biological process (GO): regulation of DNA-templated transcription
Molecular function (GO): histone acetyltransferase activity
Source: RefSeq, a predicted model, not a curated record
AUGGCUUAUAAAAGAAAUGAAAGUAUAGUUUAUGAGGAACGUGUAUGUGAUUUGAGUGAACUCAUUGAUGGUUGUAGAAUACAAUGUCGGAUGUCUAGAGAAGAUAAAUAUAGGGAAGCAGAAAUUGUGACAUCAAGAAUUAAUAAUGAUGAUGAAAAAGAAUUUUAUGUACAUUAUGUUGAUUGUAAUAGAAGACUUGAUGAAUGGGUUUCGGUAUCACAAAUAGAUACGGAUGCUCCUGCUAAAUUUCCAAGUAAAACAACUACAUUUAAAAGAAAACAACCUAAUCAGUAUACGGCAAAUAAUGAUCGAGAUUCACCAGAUAAAGAAGUAACAGAUAGAAGAAAAAAAAGGAAAAAUCUUAAAAUAUCAGAAAAUUCAAUUGAAAUUGAAAUAAAUGGUUGUGAGGAAUUACCAGGUCAACCAUCUCCAAAAGUGCCAUCAUUAAGUGGUUCGAUGUCGAUGCAUGGUCAUUCUGAAGAUGCUCAGGCACGUGUUCGUAAUAUUAAUAAUAUUCAACUAGAUCACAAAACAUUAUACUAUGAUACAGAUCCAUUUUUGUUUUAUGUUAUGACAGAACAGGAUGAAAGAGGUUAUCAUAUUGUUGGUUAUUUUUCAAAAGAAAAAGAAUCUGCUGAGGAGUUUAACGUUGCAUGUAUAUUAGUUUUACCCCCUUAUCAAAACAAAGGUUAUGGCAAACUUUUAAUAGAAUUCAGUUAUGCAUUAUCACAAGUUGAAAAAAAAACAGGAAGUCCAGAAAAACCAUUAUCUGAUUUGGGUUAUGUUUCAUAUUUAAGUUAUUGGCAUGAUGCAAUACUAGAAGUAUUAUUUAGAAAACAGGAUGAAGCAAUUGCAAGAGGUGAAAGACUUAAUAUAUCGGUGGCAGAAAUAGCUGAAGAAACAAGUAUUAAAAAAGAUGAUAUUCUUCAAACAUUACAGACAUUUAAAAUAUCACGAUAUUACAAGGGGCAAUUUGUAUUUGUCCUUUCAGAAGCUAUAAAAGAAGCACAUUUAAAAAGAUUAUUCAAGCGACGAAUUAGGAUUAAUAAAGAAAAACUUAUAUGGACACCUCCAAACUUUAAAAAAGCGGGCUAA